Molecule: messenger RNA, 1389 nt
Organism: Arabis nemorensis
Lineage: Eukaryota; Viridiplantae; Streptophyta; Magnoliopsida; Brassicales; Brassicaceae
Source: the annotation of a GenBank genome assembly
AUGGGGGGUUGUGUCUCAAAGAGUACAUGGAACGAUGAGGAGCCUAUGCAUCGUCCGUGUCUCGGGAUGAGAUGUUGUGGGAGCAAAAUGGGGAGGAGAACUUAUUCAGACCGCAUUGUUUCGCUUCAUAACUUAGUCUCUAUACCGAAUCGGAUCACCAACAAUGGAAAGAGCAGGAGUUCUUGCGUUUUUACUCAACAGGGACGCAAGGGAAUUAAUCAAGACGCGAUGAUCGUGUGGGAAGAUUUUCUGUCGAAAGAUGUGACAUUUUGCGGUGUUUUUGAUGGACAUGGUCCUCAUGGUCAUCUUGUUGCUCGUAAAGUGAGAGAAUCAUUGCCUGUAAAGUUACUGUCUUUCCAGAAUUCGAUUCAGUCGAAGCAAAACGGAUCCACGAUAACUCACACAAGCAAAUCCGAUAGUCAAGAAGCUGAUAAGGAAGAAUCUAGUGAGGAAAAUAAAUCGAAUUACUUAUGGGAAGAAGCUUUCUUGAAAUCAUUCAAUGCUAUGGAUAAGGAACUGCGAUCCCAUCCUAAUCUGGAAUGCUUCUGCAGUGGCAGCACUGCUGUUACAGUCAUUAAACAGGGGUCAAAUCUAUUCAUGGGAAACAUCGGAGAUUCUCGGGCAAUACUUGGAUCUAAAGACAGCAACGAUUCAAUGGUGGCAGUUCAGCUAACAGUUGACUUGAAGCCUGACUUACCAAGUGAAGCAGAGAGAAUCAAACAGUGUAAAGGCCGGGUCUUUGCGCUGGAAGAUGAGCCAGAGGUGUCACGAGUCUGGCUACCAUUUGAUAAUGCUCCUGGAUUAGCCAUGGCUAGGGCAUUUGGUGAUUUCUGUCUGAAAGACUACGGUGUGAUUUCGAUACCUGAGUUCUCUCAUCGUGUUCUUACAGAUAGAGAUCAGUUCAUUGUCUUGGCCUCAGAUGGAGUCUGGGAUGUGCUAAGCAAUGAAGAAGUGGUUGAAGUCGUAGCAUCAGCUUCAAGCCGGGCAUCAGCGGCAAGACUCGUGGUGGAUUCAGCUGCACGCGAAUGGAAACUAAAGUACCCAACCUCGAAAAUGGACGAUUGUGCGGUGGUGUGUUUGUUUCUAGACGGGAAAAUGGACUCAGAUUCAUCAGAUUACGAAGAACAAAGCAUCUCUUCAGCAACAAACGCAGUAGAAUCAGACGAAACCCAGAGAACAGAACCGUGUCUUCAGAGAAACGUCACAGUCAGAUCAUCAUCAACUGAUCAAGAAAACAACAGUUACGCUAAUCUGAAUGCAGAGACUGAUGAGACAGAGAAGGAGAAAACAACGGAAGGAGGACAGAACUGGUCCGGACUAGAUGGCGUAACUCGAGUGAACUCGCUUGUUCAGCUUCCGAGAUUCUUUGGAGAGAAACCAAAGGCUUAA